Marchantia polymorpha subsp. ruderalis is the source of this 7537-nucleotide messenger RNA. Lineage: Eukaryota; Viridiplantae; Streptophyta; Marchantiopsida; Marchantiales; Marchantiaceae. The record is from the annotation of a GenBank genome assembly.
GACGAUGGGCCCGGAGUUUGUUCGGGCUUCGAGGAAGAGCACGGACUGACUGACUGCGACCGAAGGGGGAGGGGAGCGGAUGCGCAGCUGCGCGGAUGCCAUAAUUCUUUACUCUCUCGUGCGUGUUGCCGGGGUCAGCUCGAGGUAGAGGGACGCUUUGGUUUGCGAGUCCAGAUCUUUGGGCGGAUGUGUGCUUGCUUGCUUGCUCGCUUGCUGCUUGCUGGUUGCUUGCGUGCGUGAGUGCGUGCGUGUGAGACCGUCUUUCUCGACGUAUUCUUUUCCUUCUUUCUUUCUCCCACCAUUGCGUUCCGGAAUUCCUCCUGUAGACGGAUUUUGGCACCAUCGAUCAGCCCUCGCGUCGGUCUCAGGCGAGAUCAACCGCGCUCCAUCGCGUCACUGCGUCCGAGUUAUGGCUGAUGAGCAGAUGGGAUUCGUGGAUCGGGUCGGUGACUGAAGCUUACCGGGUAGAGAAAGGAAGGGCAGAAAGCGAGGAACGAUGUGGUCUUCCGAGUGAUCGUUCGCUGACAGGUCAAAAGCAAAAGGCAUGACCGACUUCGACUAGCGAGAGCUGAAUGGGUGUUCUUCGACAGCGAAGCAGGAAAGCGUAGUGAUGCCAGGAAAUGUGUCGGAGUGCACUGGAGUUCGUGUUCUGAUCUUCGCCCGACUUCUAACGUGGAGGGUGGCUGAGUAAUUUAAUCGAUCAGACAGCAUUGGCCGGAGCUCAACUCCGUGAAGGCGUCAAGGGACACGCUGAUCAGGCAUUGAUUUGGGUCGAGGACACGAUAGGGGACGCCCAGGAAUGAGAGAAGCGGUGGAAAGAAGACGGAUUGGGAUGCUCAGGACCUUCCUUCGUGAUUCUUUGCAACUACUAUGGAUGGUUUAGACAGGGGACCACAAAGUUCUUACAUUUGGAGAGUGUACUGCCUCCUUCUGGGGCAUCAGGAUUCUUUACUCGGUCUUUGUGUUUGCUCUGCAGCAGUCGAUCUCGCUGUGCCCCGAUCAGACCAUUCGCCCGUGUUCGCAUCUGAGAUAGGGCGUGCAGUGCGCAAGUCUAAGCAUGACUGAUGUGUCGUCAAACUACCUGGCAGGUGAGCAUAAGAUGAUAGAAACAGGGAAAGGGGGUACUGGUCUGAAUCCAAGGAGCAAGGAAAUGACCAAGAAAUCAGUGGUUUCAGCGGCCGACACAGACAGGGAUGAUCGGAGCGUGCGUUCUGCACCCAAGAGUGAGAGGAGUGUCAGCAUUGCCCCCACUGCCAAGGUUGAUGAUGAUGAGAAAGGCUCCAUCGUGGACUCGUAUGCUUCCCUGAGGAUUGCGAGCGGCCCUCGAGUGAAGAUUGCUGACCCCGACGAUGACGACGAAGAGGAGGAAGUCGACGAGGACGGUGCGUUUGGCAGUGGAGACGAGGGCCUCGAGGAAUACUCGGAUGACUCGGGGUUCGAGCAGGGAGACGAGGACGAGGACGAGGACGAGCUCGAUUAUGAAUCCGAUGGAGGUUUUGAGGACGUAGAUGGAGGAUUUUCAGGAUACGCCAAAAUUGCUGUAGACGGCGUGGAGUUUGAUCAUGGUAAAACUAUAGAGAGGAAGUUUUCACCCUAUGCAAGGAUUUCUGCUCCGGACACCACUGAAGCCGAACACCGAAAGUAUAUUGACCGGGACUUUUCACCCUACGCGAGAAUCUCCGUGGCAGGCAACGACAACGACAAAGAUGAUGGCUCGUACGCAAGAGUUUCUGUAGCGGGCAGUGAGAUUGACAGGGAUGCCGGAUAUGCUAGAGUUUCUGUCCAUGGCAGUGAAGCUGAUUUCAACUAUGGAGAUACGAACGCCCGAGUCUCCGUUCACGGAAGCGAGGGCAAGGAGAUGGAUCGAGAGAGUUUUUCCGGAUUCGCAAGAAUAUCGGUGGCUGGUAGCGAACCGGAUCAAAACUAUGCGGACAGGUUGGCCCGAGUCUCCAUUGCAGGCAGUGAUCAUGGGCGAGACACCGACAGGGAGCUCCCAGCAUAUGCCAAAGUUUCCGUCGCAGGUAGUGACCACGGUAGGGAGACCGAAAGAUAUGCAAGAGUGUCUGUUGCCGGGAGCGAAUACGAGCAAGGCAGGGAUGCGGAGAAAGCCUUCUCUUCCUACGCAAGAAUUUCUGUGGCAGGCAGUGAAGCGGGGUACCGAAAGGAGUCGGAACGAAAAUCAACAAAAUAUUCCCUAAAAUCUGCAGCCAGAAGCGAGAGGGAUCACGCAGAGGAGAGGGAAAAUGAGUUCACUACAUACGCCAGAGUCUCGGUCGGAGAGGCCUACAUGGAUAUGCCAAGCCCCAGUGGAUCGGGAUUGAAGAUCAAGAAGUAUGAGAAUGAACUCUACUCUGACAAUGAGAAGGAACUGUCGGUCAGUGGCUUGGUGGUACAGGAUGAAGACGAUCAUGACGAGGAUGAGGACUACGAUGCAUUUUUGGAGCUAAGUGCCGAAACCAGGGCCAAGCUGCAAUAUCAAGUGAGAGUUGUCCUCGUUUCGCCCCUCUUCGAAGGCAAAGACAGGAAGCUUUCAGCGUUCUCCGGUGUAUACAAGAAGAAGUUUGGAAGAGAUUUGGAAGAGACCGGCUUCAGCUCUGCUGCCAGACUUUGCCGCGCCAUGCCUCACGUUGUACAGAGGUCGCGAUUGGAAAAGGAGGGAGAGCUGAUUCUAGUUGAUUCUGCUAAGAAUCGACGAGCAGUUGCUGGGAUCAGGUCAGGCCUACGGCGAAUCGUGCAUGAUGUGCUGAAGGAAUCGUCCGAGAAGAUGUCAUUUGAACAGCUUGAAGAAAGAUGUUCAGAGCUGCUUGGGGCGCCGUUGGUUGACAUACUAACUGAGCAUGGGUAUGAUACUCCCACCGUAGAGUGUCUAGUGAAAGACAUGCCUGAUAUCGUGGCCUGUGAAAAGGAUGGGCCCAAAAGAGGAGCGAGUCUUUGUGCUGGCGCAGAAGAUCCUGCUCUAAGCGACGGGCUGCUCAUUAAGAGUUCUCCUUCAAUGAGGAAUAUAAUUUACACGCCGGAUAAAAAACAGUCAACUGAUCUGGAAAAUUUGCCGCAAGCCACGUCAGAAUUAACAAACGCACCAAUUGUUAUCGAACCUCAGUUGGAAUUGACACCAGACAAGCUGAAGUUGUCAAAGAAACAAAAGGUGGGAAGUAAUCUUACCAUGCGUGGUCUGAAGAAUGAAAUCAGAAGAUACGAUGUGACCCCUGGGCCAGCUCAUUCGCUGGAGGAUGAAAUUUUGCAAGCUAGACUUCGCAUACGAAUUCUGCUGGCUUUUCACAAUUCCGGACACGGCGUAGAAGUGAGCCAUCUCUGUGAGCUUUAUGAAGCUACAUUCAAGGCCAGUAUAGAUUUGCAGUUGCUAGGAUUCAGUUCGGUUCUGGAGCUUGCCCGUUCGUGGCACGACAUAUUCUUGUUCCAAGAGCCGAGGCCUGACUGGGUGUUCCUCGUCCCCCUUGAAGCAAACAAGAGGAUUUUGAACACUGUUCGAACGGGUCUUCGGUCUGCUGUCUAUCACGUGUUGUCAAAGGUAUACCCAGAUGGGCUGGAGCCAAGUGAUUUUGUCCAUCGCCUUCAGGAGUCCCAAGAUGGAAAGCUUUGGGAGGUACUCCAGAACAACGGGUACAGCUGCUCUGAACCGGGAAAGUUGGAGAGAUUUCUGAUCUCGAAGUUUCAGUUGGCUGACUUUGAGGAGAUUCGGCUUCUUCUGGAUGAUAUGAUGGAUUUCGUUCGUCUGGGAUCAAACGAGGAUGGCUCUUUGGUCAUUAAACUCAUAAGUGAGAAGUACCCUUUGCUUGACUUAGUAGAUUGUAAGAUGGAGGAGACGGACCUCGGCAGUUUUGAUGAGCUCUUCGUGAACCUGAUGAUGCUAGCUGUAGAUGAAGAGGAUGGUGGUGCAGAUGACGGUUCAGAUAACGGCUCAAAGCAGGGGGAUGCGGAAUCCUUGAUCGUGGACCAAGUACCGAUCACGGUGGGUCUUGUACGAGCACGCGUAGAGUGCUUCGAGAAUGGAGGUCUUCGGGACGCACAUACACCCACUCCUGAUAACCUAAGAUUCAAGCAUGAAAUUCGACUCAUACUCGCCUCUCCGGAAUACAUCGAGAAAGGAGUGGCUUGGAGUGAGCUGAACAAGAUCUACAAGGAUCGAGCUGGACAGGAGCUAGGUUCAAGAACAAAAGUAAAAAAGCUCUUACGCGAUAUGCCAGAUAUCGUGUGUAAGGAGUCAUUGACAGAGAGAUACGCGCGGCUUUCCAAAACACCGAAGAACAUGCGAAUCCUCUCUGCAACGAGAGCGGGAUUGAGACAGGUUCUGUUCUGGGCUUUGCUCAAGAACCCGGGUGGUGUUUGGGCUAAUCUCCUUGAAGGAUGGUUCGCGGACUUUGCAGGAAUGUCUCUUGCUGCUACUCUUCUAAGCCAUGGGUACGAAGCAUCAAAAUGCAAGCCUCUGUUUCCCGUCUCGUCCCUCCUUAGGGACAUGAGUGAUCUGUUGGAAAAACGGUUCCCUCAUUGUGAAGUUUACGCCUGGGCGGGCGAGGUGCAAGAUCCUGUUCAUCAGGAUGCAACCCUCUUGGGCAUACCAGAGCUUAUGAUUCAGUAUGAUCCUUUGCGAGGAGAUACCCAGUCUGUGCCAGACAGGGUAGCAGCCUUGUACAAAGAGUUCGUCGAGAAAGCCGCACUCAAGGAAGAUAAAUCUAGCGAGGAAGAUCAUCAGUCAGAUUCCGAGUCUGAUGAAGGAUCGACUAAUGAUAUUGCUGAGAAGCCAGUUACGGAUGCAGAGAAGCAUGGAGCCUUCAACGAGCCAGCGGUCCCGCAUCUAGUUGAUCUGGAAAUUAAACGAAGUUCUAGUGAAACGAUGGAGGAGGUCCCUGCCCAGGAUACCAUUGUCAUCCAACCUGAAAUGGAGGAGACAGUGCUGAAGAUUGACAUUCCUGAGGAAAUAGCUGAGAAAGCCGCGGUGGUAGAGGAACAAGCGCAGUGUGAAACUCGUGCAGAAACGGUUGUUACUGAUGUGACAGCGGGGGAAAGCUUUGUUGAAGUGGAAGGUGAUAUGAUUUCUCUCAACUUUAGGGACGAGAGAAUAGAAGAGUCUGAAAAGCUCACCGAUGCCGAUACUGCCGUUUGUGAAGACAGGGUGAAAACGGAAGACGAAGAGUACAAUGGAGAUAUUGAGGGUAACGGAGAGUCAGAAAGUGAGGAUAAUGAAGAAGAUAAGAGAGUGUAUAUUUCUGAGAACAGAGACGAAUGGGAAGCGGAUCAUGAGAGAGUCUAUGUUCUUGGCGGUAGUAGCGAAGAACUAAGGAGAGGAGACGAUGAGAGAGUCUACGUUCCUGGUAGCAGUAGCGAGGGUUUGAGGGUAAGAAAAGAAGAGGAUGACAAGGAGAACGACGAUUCUGUGGCAGAGGCUUAUGCUCAACUGCGUGUGCACGGCAAGGGUCCAGCCGUCAACUUGGACGAAUGGCAGUUUACAGACUCCGACGAAGAUUAUGGGAUGGACGAGGACGACGAUUAUGAAGAUGACGAGGUAGAAGAGGAGGAUGAAGGUUCAGGAGGGUCGGACGUACAACCUAAGGUCGAUCAAAAGCAACCGAGGGUCACUGUUGCUUACGAUAACGACUCCAAUUCCAAGGACUCCAAGAAGGCGUGGGUUCUUCCCAGCAAGGGCAUUCAUGUGAAGUAGGUGAUACCUCCGAAACUCUCACGGGUCAAAUCUGGACCUCAUGAAGGAAGCAUGACAGGAGUUGGGCAGUUGCGGAUAUGCAAAGAUGAGAACCAUGGAGCAGAUUGACGAUGGUCUUCAAGCAAAUGACUCAGUGAUAUGCUCCAGGAUUGAUAGUACUUUUAAUUACUCAGGGGUAUAUGUAUCUUGCCAGCGGCUGCCCGUGCUGAAGAGAGCAUGGACUACGCCGAGCAGAGGUCAUUCUUUGCAGUAGUUCAUGAGAAUCCUCAACGUGGAUUCCAUGAGAGAAUGUUUCACCCAUGUAAGGGCAGAGUUCUAUCCAUCAUUCUGGAAAUGGGGUGGACUAGAAGGUACAUUUUCACAAAAAAUCCCUUGUAAAGGGUGAGUCGAUCGAAGACAAAGCAACAUGUGCGAACCUUGGACGAGGAGGAAAGAGGUUAGUAGCAACUGUGGAAGAUCACUAUCACUCAGGCUCCGUAUAGUCACUUUACUAGUAUCGAGUGUUGUCGCCCAUAUUCCCCCAUUUUUACCCACCCUACGACGAAGGUAUAUGGAGUGAAUAAUCAUUCUAGAGUUUCCAUUCUUAUGUAUGGAGCCUCUGUUGGUUUCAAGCGUGCUUGAAUGUAUCACAUGUGGGGUGUACGAGAAUCAUCACUGAGGACUACGACAGUGGAACUCCUCAAAAUGUGGCCUAGCCCAGUCUGUGGAGCUCAAUCUUGCCGAAGAUGAUCAGCAAACUCAGAAGAGCCUCUCAACUAUGUCCUUGACUAGCUUUGUUAGGAAGGAGUGGUUGGUAUGUUGUAACAGUAUGUCUUCAAGUAAUCGAGUAUUGGUCUGGAGAACGUGACAUGAGUAACUAAUUCUGGUGCAUUCAAAGCACGCCAAAAGGUUACAUCUAGGAUCAUGUGACAAACUUUCCCAGACAAUUGUUCAAAUAUUGGAUAGUGGUAUGAUUUCCAUUCUGAUCAGUUCUUUAGGCAAUUCAUUUAAACAGACAAAGAUUCCAACUUUGUGUGAAAGCUAACAUGUCAAGCAGCUUGGGCGUCCUGAUGUUGGGGUGAUGUCACCUCCUGGCAUGCAGUUCAAGACUUUGUAUCCGAGCUGCGAGUAGUUGUAGAAAAAAAUGAUUGGUUCUGAGCAUCUUCUUGGAUUACCCGCCUAGAUCGUGCUUGGCUUCUGAGUAAUGGAGAGCAUGUAUCUGUCUUGGUAGUACUCUCUGGUUAAUGACUUGGGUGGAGUCUUAUGCUGGAGUGUAAUUUGUUUCCAUCAGGUUUUUGGAAUUCCACCUAUGCUCUCGGUGGGUUUGUUAUCAAAAAUAUUGUACAGCUGUAGUUGAACCAACAUUACUCGCGGAGAUAUUUCUCUUUCAGUAAUUUAACGGAGCACGAACGUCUGGAUUCUGCACGUGAGCUCUUGGAUUGUUGGAAUCUCUCGGUUUCCUGCCCUGUUAUACUCUGAACUCAGUGGAUUGAGUCAUUGUCGGCCACUGUGGACAUUGGAGGAAAUCGAAUCCUGAGUUUAGGAGAUGUAUAGGGAUGGGAAAGUUCUCAAAUGAGCCUCAGUGUACGCGGACAUCAAUGAUGCAGUAGAUUCAUAUAACCUCAGAGAACUAGUGAAGACGUUCGUAUUGACGACAAGCAUUUUCACGAAGAUGUAGCGUCGUCCAGUGUGAGAACGGAACAAAAUCAGCAAAUCUUUUGUAGGGGAUGCUGGAGUUAAGACUGGAGACACGUUUGAGCGUAGGGUUAUGGUCUCAUUGUAAGAACCAUAUAAAGAGUUAUGCACCAGGUAUGCUGAGUGUUACGAGAAGUAAGAAGAUUGCAUGAGACUCGAUCGUAGAAUGCUAACCUCAACGGUGCA